Penicillium taxi is the source of this 1689-nucleotide messenger RNA. RefSeq lists its product as uncharacterized. Gene Ontology annotation, molecular function: oxidoreductase activity; copper ion binding. Bases 1 to 1689 code for a protein of 562 amino acids. NCBI's taxonomy places the organism in Eukaryota, Fungi, Ascomycota, Eurotiomycetes, Eurotiales, Aspergillaceae. The transcript has 2 exons. The record is from RefSeq and is a predicted model, not a curated record.
AUGAAGCUUCACUAUGUUGCUAUAUUAGCAAGUUUACUAAGUGCUGGACCUGCAUACACCAAAACGACUCCGAAACCAACUCCAUGCGCAGGUAACACCCCUAGCCACAGGUCUAUCUGGUGCGACUAUAGCAUCAGCACAGACUACGAGUCAGUUGUCCCCAAUACCGGCGUGACACGCGAGUACUGGUUCAACGUAGAAGAAGUUACACUUGCCCCUGAUGGAUUUUCGCGCCCAGUCAUGACAGUCAACGGCACUCUACCCGGACCAACCAUAUUUGCAAACUGGGGUGACUGGCUUAUCAUCCAUGUCACCAACAACCUUGGUCAGGCCAAAAAUGGAUCUAGUAUUCACUGGCAUGGCAUUCGACAAAAUUAUACAAACCCAAACGACGGCGUUCCCUCCAUAACGCAGUGCCCCAUUGCUCCAGGCUCAAGCAUGAUCUAUAAGUGGCGGGCGACUCAGUAUGGGUCGACGUGGUAUCACUCUCAUAUCGGCCUGCAAGCCUGGGAGGGUGUAUACGGUGGAGUAAUCAUCAACGGACCCGCUAGUGCAAACUACGACGUGGAUAAGGGCGUUUUAUUCCUCAGUGACUGGACCCAUCGAACUGUUGACGAGCUGUAUCUUACACAGCAGCAGCUUGGCCCAGUAAACAAUCUGACGAAUGGGCUUAUAAACGGUACAAAUGUCUAUGAAAGUGGCUCAAGUGCAACGGGAUCUCGCUUUACCAUGAAGGUUAAUUCUGGCACUUCUUACCGGCUGCGACUUGUGAAUCCCUCUAUUGACACCCAUUGGAAAUUCAGCAUUGAUAAUCACACCUUGACUGUUAUAUCGACAGAUCUUGUGCCUAUCAAGCCAUAUAAAACGAACGUUCUUAGUAUUGGAAUGGGUCAACGUUAUGAUGUAAUCGUCACUGCCAAUCAAGCCAAAAUAGCUCAAUCUUUCUGGAUGAGAGCUAUACCAGCAACUGCAUGCUCAGGCAACGAUAAUGCAGAUAACAUCCGAGGCAUCGUCUAUUACGGGACUAAAUCCACAAUCCCACAAACAACGGGUCAUUUCAGCCCGAGCGACUGCAAUGACGAGGCUUUGACUAAUCUGGUCCCAUACGUUCCGAAAAAUGUUGACCCCCCAGUUUGGAACAAUAACACCGAUGUCAGUGUCUUCAUAAACCCUGAAAGGCUUUUUCGAUGGGAGUUCAAUGCCACGUCGCUGAAUGUGAGCUGGGAAAACCCGACCUUGGGUAAGAUCUACAACCAUGAAAAGAAUUUCACCAAUACAAGUGGAGUUAUUGAACUACCGUUCAAGAACAAAUGGGUAUACCUCCUCAUCAACACCACCUUUGAAGUUACUCAUCCUAUACAUCUGCAUGGGCAUGACUUUUCCAUCUUAGCUCAGGGCAAUGGUAUCUGGAACGGCUCGAUGAUUACUCAAAACCCGCCUCGUCGUGACACAGCCAUGCUACCCCCGAGUGGGUGGUUGCUUCUUGCCUGGAAAACGGACAAUCCGGGAGCAUGGCUUAUGCACUGCCAUAUCGGAUGGCAUGUAAAUGAGGGACUUGCACUGCAGUUUAUUGAGCGGUAUGAUGAGAUUCGGGGUUUGAUUGAUUAUAAGCCAUUUGAGCAGGUGUGUAACAAGUGGGAUGCAUACGACGCGUCUGCAGAUAUCGUUCAAGCGGAUUCAGGGGUCUAG